Labrus mixtus (cuckoo wrasse) is the source of this 3652-nucleotide messenger RNA. RefSeq names its product galanin receptor 2b (gene galr2b). The transcript has 2 exons. The record is from RefSeq and is a predicted model, not a curated record. Gene Ontology annotation, biological process: G protein-coupled receptor signaling pathway. NCBI's taxonomy places the organism in Eukaryota, Metazoa, Chordata, Actinopteri, Labriformes, Labridae. Gene Ontology annotation, cellular component: membrane. Bases 352 to 1488 code for a protein of 378 amino acids. Gene Ontology annotation, molecular function: G protein-coupled receptor activity.
GUGAGAAAAUUCUCUCCACGCAACUGACAAAAAGUGAUCAGCCAAUUAAAAUCAGCGUCUCAUUCUUGUCUUAUUAUUAUGUGACUUGACUCAACUUGGGAUUAAUUGGAUGAAGGAAUCUUGUGGUUCAUGUGAAAAACUUGUCAAGCUUUGAAAAGCUGCACAGUCUCAUUAAACCCCCUCUGAGAGAUAUUUUUGUCAUUGUAUUAAUUGAAUUAAACUACACACAGGUUUUAUUUAUUUUUAUAUUUUUUGGGGGCCUGGCUAGAUAUUAAAAAGCUCUAGGACCGUGAUUGAAUUCCUCUUGCCUCAUGCAUCUUCUCUCUCCCCCAUGUUUCAGAUUUGUAAAAAAUGUCUGACUUCGAGGACUUCACCAAGCCAGCAGGGCAGGCCAAUGUGUCUGAGAGCUACCAGCUGAACCCCACCAGUGUGAUCGUGUCGGUGGUCUUCUCCCUCAUCUUCCUCCUCGGCACAGUCGGUAACAGCCUGGUGCUGGCCGUGCUUCUGCGGAGCGGCCAGGUCGGAUACAACACCACCAACCUGUUCAUACUCAACCUGAGCAUGGCCGACUUCUUCUUCAUCAUCUUCUGCGUCCCUUUCCAAGCCACCAUCUACUCCCUGGAGGGCUGGGUGUUUGGCUCCUUCAUGUGCAAAGUGGUCCACUUCUUCAUCAACCUGACCAUGUACGCCAGCAGCUUCACGCUCGCUGCUGUCUCUGUCGACCGAUAUCUGGCUAUCCGUUACCCGCUGCGCUCCAGAGAGCUUCGGACACCGUGUAAGGCGAUGGUCGCCAUGGUGGUCAUUUGGGGUCUCUCUCUGAUCUUUGCGGGUCCUUAUCUCAGCUACUACGAUCUGAUCGAUUACGCCAACAGCACUGUGUGCAUCCCUGGCUGGGAGGAGCAGAACCGGAAGGUCCUCGACACGUGCACCUUCCUUGUCGGCUACGUCAUCCCCGUGCUGAUCGUGAGCCUCUCGUACACUCGAACCAUCAAGUACCUGUGGACGGCUGUGGACCCUCUGGACGGCAUGUCGGAGUCCAAGAGGGCCAAACGCAAAGUCACCAAAAUGAUCAUCAUAGUCACCGUGCUUUUCUGCAUCUGCUGGCUACCGUACCACGUGGUGAUCCUGUGCUACCUGUACGGGGACUUCCCCUUCAAUCAGACCACGUACGCUUUCAGGCUGCUGUCCCACUGCAUGGCCUACGCCAACUCCUGUGUCAACCCCAUCGUCUACGCUCUGGUGUCCAAGCACUUUCGCAAAGGCUUCAAGAAAGUGUUCAGCUGCAUCCUGAGUAAAAAAGGCCGGAAUAAGGUCCACGUGGUUCACGUGGCCAACACUGUGCCAGGUUUCGAGGCGGGCUCCACAGAGGUGUCGCAGAUGAACGAGGAGAAUGUACGACAGAAUGAAUGUGAGAUGAUGAACAGGCCCAUCGCAGAGCCAAGAGAACCCACUGUGACUCUCAAUUUGCCCUUUCAGCGGCAGACGUGACAAGUUAUUCAGGCUGACAGCAGAUUGCCUUAUGUGAAAGACACAUUGCAGCUGACAUGUUCUUUAAACCAUGUAAACUUGUCAUCACGAUAUUCACACUUUUGGUAGCAAACAACAGAAGAGAUAAAAGGAUGUUAAGGAGUAACAAGGUGUAUAUUUAGCCAACAACCAAAAAUCCUGCUAUAUCAUUUAUCCAAACCUUUUUUUUUUGUUGUCAGAUACUUUCCACAAACAGAUAAUCACUCAUUCAGAAAUGUGUGGAUUUAUGAGAAGAGUACUUUCUUGUGUCCACCAUCCGCCUUAACCAUGGCUUGCACUGUGGUAUUUCAUUUUUUUUUAUCAAUGAGAGCAGUCCUAAUUCCAGCACUUUUUAAAAACAGCAGAGAAUGUAUCGUCUAAAUUUUACAGCAUGUUUCACCUUUUCAAGCAGUCCAAGAGGUGUUCAAAGGUUACUGACUGGGAGGGUUUAUGUGCACCACUUGACUUCAAACGAAGUCUGAAGGAAAAGCGUUCUGCAAAGUUGCCUCCCAUCCUGCGACAGGGAUCACAAGUCUGCGGUAUUUUUCGGCCGCCAUGUUCCAUUGUAGGUUUGUACCAUGUGACUGUUGUUGUCUUUUCCAUAUGUAAGCUUAACUAUAAUCUGAACAAAGCAGUUUGACUAGUUAGUGCAAGUACAUCAUCCUUUCGCUUUUUUUUUUUCUAAUUUUUUUUUGGCUUUGUUCAUUUAUAUCUUGCAUGCAGGUUACAUUCUGUCUCAAGAUAUAGCUUGAAUAACAUUUGAGUUUCAUGUGUUAAUGAUGCAAGAAUCUCAAAGAAAAUUGUGCUUAAAAACAGUAUUCCGUUUCAUUUCAAUUUCAGGUGAAUUUGAAAUCUCUAACUUUGUAUUGAAAUACUAAAGAAGUGCCAGCAUCAGGGGUUUAAAGGGCAGACUUUUGGUAUUGAUCGAUGUAAAAAAAAAAAGGUUUUUGGACUUUUUGGAAGUUGCUUUACUUGUAUUUUUCAAAGAUUGUGUUCAUGGCAUGUUACUCUUUUGGUGUCAGAUAUAUAUAUUUAAAUGACUUUAUUGAUCAAUGAGUGCUCUUAAGUGUUUAAGAGUUGUGUAUUUUAAAAUAUGAGUAUUUUAAAAAAAUGUGUAUUUUGUGUAAUUCUCCAAAUGAAAGCAGAUCCUUAGUAUUUCUCUCUCUCUCUCUCCCUGUUGUCAUGUGAGCGUCUGUCCUACCUCAACACUGUAAAAAAGACACAUGUUAUUGCCUCUUUGUUGUUGUUUGGUUUAUGAGUGUGCAAUUCUCCUCUUCAGACAGUCAUUACCUUACAAAACACCCCUCCUUCACACUGACCAAUUUUCAUCCUGUGUAUUUGUGAUAAUUUGCUCUUUGCGUCACGACCAUAAUAUAAGCAACUGACCCUGCUCCGUUUCAUUAUGAUGAUUUCACAAACAAAACAGCUGUAUAAUAAUUACAUAAUAUAUUUCCAGAUAUAUUUAUCAAAAAGGUUUUUAAACAUCAUGUCAUACAAACUUCAAUGACUAAAUAAAAUAUUUUCUUCUGUGAUAUUGCAGUGAAGCUUCAAUUCAAUUAUGCAUUAAUGAGGGAGAAAUGAUGUCUUAUCUCCCACUGCUAUGUAUGCUACUCCUUUAUUACCCGAUCUAAGUUUAGAGGAAAUAACCAUUCAUGUGUUCUAAAAGUAAUUUAAAGGCGUUCUCAUUUCAUAUCUCAUCACAGUGUUUUAUUCAUUGUACAUUGUAACUACACAAACACAUGUUGAUGGCUAUUCCACGCACAUUAAGAUUAAAAAUAUAUUUCCUUGUGCUCUCAGGCUUUUUUCAGAGAGCAUGAAACCAAUAAUUGGGGCAGUUGUGGCUCAGCGGUAGAGUCGGUUGUCUGUCAACCGGAGGGUCAGGGGUUCAAUCCCCAGUUCCUGCAGCUACAUGUCCAAUGUGUCCUUGGGCAAGACACUUAACAACAAUUAUCUUCCACUGCUUUGUUGGUAGCAUGUGAAUGUGUAUAAAUGGGAUUAGUUACUUCUGAUGGACACUUUACAUAACAACCUCUGCCAUCAGUGUUUGAAUACGUGUGACCUGCGGUGUCGAAGUGCUUUGAGUAGUUAGAAGACUAUAAAAGGGCUAUACAAGCUCAAGUCCGUUUACCAUUUACCAAUAAUGAUG